UGAAUGCAAGCCUUAAACAACUUAAUUACAACAAUAUUCUUUGUGAUCAAACCAUAUUUCUCCCUCUGUUAUACUUAACCAUGGCUAUGAAAAUCAAUUUGAUCAGUGUUGUAAUAUUGUUCUUUGUAGUUGGCAUGUACAAGUCUCAUGCAACGGCUCGCAACCUGCAGCCAGAAUUGUCUGUGUCUGAGAGACACGAGCUGUGGAUGGCACGUCAUGGACGAGUUUACAAGGAUGAAGCAGAAAAAGGAAAACGACUCAUGAUAUUUAAAGAAAACAUGCAAUUCAUUGAGUCAAUCAAUAGGGCAGGAAAUCUGUCUUAUAAGUUGGGCAUCAAUGAAUAUGCUGAUAUUACUUCAGACGAGUUUUUUGCUAGGUACACUGGAUUAAACAUGCCUUCACACCUUCCAUCUUCUCCGGUAUCGUCGAUGGAAUUCAAGAUUAAUGAUCUAACUGAUGACAUACCGUCGAACUUGGAUUGGAGAGAGAAAGGAGCUGUCACUGAAGUGAAGCAUCAAGGUCAAUGUGGAUGUUGCUGGGCAUUCUCUGCGGUUGGAGCACUAGAGGGAGCAUACCAAAUUGCAACAGGCCAAAAGGUGGAACUUUCUGAGCAAGAACUUCUCGAUUGCACCACCAAUAACAAUGGCUGCAAAGGAGGAUUUAUGACCAAUGCAUUUAAAUUCAUCAUAGAAAAUGGUGGAAUUUCCACUGAAUCAGACUACCCUUAUGAAAUGAAACAAGACACAUGCAGAAGCCAAGAGCUCACACCAGCAGUUAAAAUAAGUAGCUAUCAAGUUGUGCCUGAAAGUGAAACAGCAUUAUUGCAAGCCGUAACUCAACAACCAGUGUCAAUUGGAAUUUCUGCUAGCCGAGAGUUCCAAUUCUACCAAGGAGGAACUUAUCAUGGAAGUUGCGCAGAUCAAAUUAACCAUGCUGUUACAGCCAUAGGAUAUGGAACUGAUGAUGAACAAGGUCAAAAUUAUUGGUUAUUGAAGAAUUCAUGGGGAACAUCUUGGGGUGAGAAUGGAUUUAUGAGAAUUAUAAGAGGUACUGGAGGUCAUUGUGACAUCACCAAGUUGUCUUCUUAUCCAAUCAUUUAAUUUAUCCUUACAUAUGAUAUAGUCCCUACGAAAGUAUUCUAUAUUUCAGUUUCUAGUUAUAUGUUGUAGUAAGAAUUAAAAGAAAAUAUUGGUCGUGCAUGCAAAAGUGUUUUGCAUGCAGUAUCUGGGUCUUCUGUAUUGGAACUUUAAUUUAUCGAAUUAUACGAGUGUAUUGAU
Nicotiana tabacum (common tobacco) is the source of this 1277-nucleotide messenger RNA. RefSeq names its product senescence-specific cysteine protease SAG39-like. The record is from RefSeq and is a predicted model, not a curated record. Gene Ontology annotation, biological process: proteolysis. NCBI's taxonomy places the organism in Eukaryota, Viridiplantae, Streptophyta, Magnoliopsida, Solanales, Solanaceae. Gene Ontology annotation, molecular function: cysteine-type peptidase activity.